UCUACUUUCUUAAUUAUUAAACACUGCAAAUUUUUAUAUCGCUGUGAAAAUGGGUAUGAACUAAUUAGUUUAAAUAUUUUGCAAGAUAAAUUUUUAGCAUACAAAGUUUUGCAGUCAAACUGGAAAUUGGACAUUUUCCUGUUUGUAUUGUGUCAGUUUAACUACCGUCUACGUCAUUUGAUAUUUUUGUAAGCUCAAUGGUAACAAAAUUUUGUGCCCCCGUGUUUAAGAAUAUUUCUUGAUUAAAUACGAUACCAUGGAAGCUAUAUAAUUAAUGUGUAGCUAAAUUCAGUAUUUGAACUGUGGUUAAAUUUAUGAAUAACGAUUAAAAUAUUUGGUGAGAAUAACGAAAAAAAAAAUUAAUCUUUAAAAAAGAGAAGAAAUUAUAAAAUCAGCUGUCGAUCUUAUAUAAAAAAGAAAAACAAAGAAUUUUGUUUAUGGUUGGCUAAAAAAGAAUUUAAUCAAAAGAAUAUAAACUCGGAAUAAAAAUUCGUAUAAUAUAUGUAAAAAAACAUCUGCACUCUCAAACCAGUCUUUGAGAAAAACGUAACAUGGAUAAACUUUAAAAACAAGCGUCGUCUGUGACUUGUUAUUGACUAUGGUAUAAAUUUAAAAUUUUUAACUGGUAUAAACUAAAAAUUUAAAUGGGUGCAAUAUUAACAAAUCCUGUACGAGAUUUAAAGAAUGAUAUUAAAAUUACAAAUAAUAACAACAUUCCCGAAGAAAAAAAAAAUAAUGCACCUUUUGGAAAAUUUCACAUUGUACAAGAAUGCUUUCCUUCGUUAACUGGAAAAGAAAACAAGUUUUUCAGCGAAAAGGUUCCUUCAUAUUGGAACAAAGCAAAAGUUGAUUCAAAAAAAAAGAAUAAAAACAAAGAACUAUGGACUUUACAAAAUAAGGACUCGGUAAAAGAGUCAAUUAACUCAACAUAUAUUGAGGUGCGGUCUCAAGAAAUCAAGAUUAAAUUGAACACAGCAACGGAAAAACAUUUUUAUGGCAUAUUAAACUUAAGUGAAACAUUAAAAUACAUUGGAUGCUACAUAUAUCUCCGCUGCAGGAAUAUAGAUGGACUAAAGCCAUCUAUUGUUGUUGGUUGGGUUAGAGACGUCGACAAAAGUCUUAUUCUUUCAGGAUGGCAAGAAAUGGGUUUUGUUUCACAACCAAAUAUGAUUGUUUUAUAUAUGCUUUUAAGAGAAGUAAUCCCUCCCAAGGUACGCUCUAUUCAUCAGUUAAAAGCAAUAAUGAUGAGUACACUUUAUAUAUGUUAUUCAUAUAACGGACAUGAAAUAAGUUAUCCACUAAAACCUUUUCUUCUUGAUGGCGAUCGUUCAGGGUUUUGGACAAGAUGUAUAGAAAUAAUAAAUCUUCAUUCAAGCAAACUCUUGCAAGUUAAUAAGGAUGCUAAAUAUUAUAAUGACGUUCAAGCAGAAUUAAAAACGUUUGGUCGUAGUUUAGAACGUAAAGAAAAUUAAAUACAGCAAUGUCAUAAACAUUUGGGCAUAAAUUAGAGUAAAACUGAUAUCAUAAAACGACGUUCAAUAAAUUGAACCGCUUCUUAUAAAAAAAUUUCACCUCAUGCGUUUAAAAAACCAUUUGUCACGAAUUCAUUAAAAACAACAUUGAGGUUGCUAUUUUUUACUCAAAAUCCUGGCACAAGAUAGUUUGUAACAGAUACUAAAAAGCCUGGCACAAGAUAACUUGUAACAGAUACUAAAAAAUAUUUGCGUUGCAGUUGGGUAUACUGCCUACGAAUUAUUUAUAGUAACAAUCAAUUUUUUUAAAAAAAUUUUUUAACAAAAUUUUUUAUUUUAAAAUUAAUAAAUGUGUUCAAGUACCUUUGUACAUGUUAUGUUUUUGUACAUGUUAUGUUUUUCUUAAUAAAACUUACUAAAUUGUUUUUA
This is a messenger RNA of Hydra vulgaris (swiftwater hydra), 1901 nucleotides long. NCBI's taxonomy places the organism in Eukaryota, Metazoa, Cnidaria, Hydrozoa, Anthoathecata, Hydridae. The record is from RefSeq and is a predicted model, not a curated record.